ACGACACUGAACUCAGCUGACUCUCCUGAGUUCUCCCCAACUCUGUUCAAGGCUUCAAGCUUUACCCUUUUUCAUCCAUGGAGUUCGCUGCAUCCUCAAGACUUCGAACCAACCCUCAAAUUCCUUACUUUAGCUCUGUAUCGAAGAGAAGAUGCCUGUCUCCCAUAAAUCUCCCUUGCUGGUAUAAUAAUCGUCAGCAUCAGCAAUUCUCAAGUGCCUCAGUCCAGUUUUCCGUCCUUCCUCCCAGCAGAAGCUGUUCUUCCACAAAGGUGAUAAAUAUGUCUGGAGAUCAUUCUCGUGAAUUUGAGCUGUCAAAUUUAACAGCAUUGUCACCUUUAGAUGGUCGUUACUGGAGUAAAGUGAAGGAAUUGGCCCCCUAUAUGAGCGAAUAUGGUUUGAUCUUCUAUCGGGUCCUUGUUGAGAUUAAAUGGUUGCUGAAGCUUUCAGAAAUUCCAGAAGUCACAGAGGUUCCAAGCUUCAGUGAAGAAGCCAAGUCCUUUUUGCAAGGGUUGAUUGAUGGAUUUAGCAUGAAUGAUGCUUUGGAGGUUAAAAAUAUUGAGAAAGUGACAAACCAUGAUGUAAAGGCUGUGGAAUAUUUCUUGAAACAAAAAUGCCAAUCACGACCAGAAAUUGCUGAGGUGCUAGAGUUUUUCCAUUUUGCUUGCACAUCUGAGGACAUAAACAACCUUGCCCAUGCCUUGAUGCUGAAAGAAGCAGUGAGCACAGUCAUUUUACCAUCCAUGGAUAAAUUGAUUGAGGCAAUAUGUAACCUGGCAAAGCGUAAUGCUCACAUUCCCAUGCUUUCACGCACUCAUGGCCAGACAGCUUCACCAACAACUCUAGGGAAGGAAAUGGCAAUCUUUGCUUUCAGGCUAAGCCGACAAAGGCAAAAUGUUUCUGAAGUGGAGUUAAUGGGGAAAUUUGCUGGUGCAGUCGGAAACUACAAUGCUCAUCUUGUUGCGUACCCGGAAAUUAACUGGCCACAAAUUGCAGAAGAUUUUGUACAGUCUCUUGGCUUGCAGUUUAAUCCUUAUGUCACUCAGAUUGAGCCCCAUGACUACAUGGCUGAACUUUUUAAUGCAAUUGUCCAGUUUAACGAUAUCUUGAUUGAUUUUGAUAGAGAUAUAUGGGGAUACAUAUCUUUAGGAUACUUUAAGCAGAUAACUAAGGCUGGUGAGAUUGGGUCUUCAACAAUGCCUCACAAAGUAAAUCCUAUUGAUUUUGAAAAUAGUGAAGGUAAUCUUGGUAAGGCUAAUGAAGAUCUGGCUUUCCUGAGCAGGAAGUUGCUUAUUUCACGUUGGCAGCGAGACUUGACUGAUUCAACUGUUUUGAGAAACAUGGGUGGAGGACUAGGACAUUCUCUUCUUGCUUACAAAAGUGCAUUGCAAGGAAUAGGAAAGCUUCAGGUCAAUGAGGCUCGCUUGAGUGAAGACUUGGACCAAUCAUGGGAGGUGCUUGCUGAACCAAUACAGACUGUCAUGCGAAGAUACGGCGUUCCAGAGCCUUACGAGAAGCUAAAGGAGCUAACUAGAGGAAGAGCAGUUACCAAAGAAAGUAUACAAGAAUUUAUCCAAGGCCUGGAAGUACCUGAAGAAGCAAAGACCCGGCUUCUGAAUUUAACACCACAUUCCUACGUUGGAGCAGCAAUCGAAUUGGCCAGAACAGUAGAUUCAGCCAUUGAAUGGACAAGGAAGUUGGCAAUAUUAUAGAUGUAUGACAAACGGAGACUCGGUGCCGCCAGCAAAGACCCCACCAACUCACCUCUCUCCUGUAACGUUCAUUCUUAACAAUUUUGGAACUUACAUAUUAGUUGCCCAAAAAUUCAUAGAAAGCAGGGGUUUAGACAAUUUUCCCCGUUCAUCAGACGGAACUCGUGUCUUUGUAAUGUAACCCCAAGAUAUAAAUGCAGUCAUUGAUA
Molecule: messenger RNA, 1918 nt
Organism: Rubroshorea leprosula
Lineage: Eukaryota; Viridiplantae; Streptophyta; Magnoliopsida; Malvales; Dipterocarpaceae
Source: the annotation of a GenBank genome assembly